Messenger RNA from Canariomyces notabilis, 381 nucleotides. RefSeq lists its product as uncharacterized. The transcript is spliced from 2 exons. The record is from RefSeq and is a predicted model, not a curated record. The coding region runs from base 1 to 381 and encodes 126 amino acids. Lineage: Eukaryota; Fungi; Ascomycota; Sordariomycetes; Sordariales; Chaetomiaceae.
AUGUGCCUCUGGGUAACGGUGAACUUUUACUGCCAGGUGUGCUACGCCCGUUUCUGGCAGUCCAUCACCAUCCCCGUGCGGUGCGAAGACCACCGGGCGGCGAACCGCGAGUGGGGCGUCCUGGGCCACAGGCGCCAGCCGGACUGGAAGAUUGUCUCCGACUACUUGAGGGCCUGUAUUAACUGUGACCCGAAGGGCGACAAAUACCCCCACCCGUUGGACUUUGGUGAACCGGAGCCCGAGCCUGAGCUUGGGCAGGGGCAGGGGCAGGGCCAAGGAGAAGGGCAGGGGACGGAGAGGACCUCUGUUUAUGUCAGCGGCUGCAGAAAGACGGGGUCAUGGCGUGUUCCUAUAUCCACCUACACUACGUUUGUCAGGUAA